AUGUUCCGCUUCCUCCUCCUCGCGCUGUGCCUCGCGCUCGCCGCUGCCUUCACCGCGCCGGCGUCUGCGCUCCGCGGCUCGCGGAGCAGCAUCGUGAUGGACGGGUACAAGACUGGCACCUGGGGUGCGUACAAGGCACCCGACGGCCCGCAGAAGCCCGGUGCCAAAGGCAACCCGCUGUGGGGCUACACCGUUGGCUCGCGCGCGCCCGACGCCGCCAUCGCCUCGGGCACCACCAAGGGCGAGCAGGAGAAGUGGAACCUUGCGAACCUCUUCAAGAAGGCGCCGCCUCCGCCCAAGACCAAGGGCUCCCGCAUGAAGCGCCCCGGCACCAUCUGAGAGCGGAGGCCGGGCAGCCGCCGGCGCGAAAGCACGUCGCUUCGGGAUGCGUGCCGCCAAGCGUUGCCGUGGCUCCAGUGGCCAGAUCCAGCGCCCUCGGUGCUGACUCUCGCCCACCAGUGGACUAGGUCUACAUGCGGCUGGAUACCUGGUGCUCCUCUCCUCUCUCUUCCGGAGCGCCAGAGGUUCUCCUGCGGCCACUAGGCCCCCGCGUGAGCAGUCCGCAGUGUUGGAGGCGUGCCUCGCCCUAAUUUUUUCGUGUCUACAUUGUACACCGCAU
Emiliania huxleyi CCMP1516 is the source of this 619-nucleotide messenger RNA. RefSeq lists its product as hypothetical. Lineage: Eukaryota; Haptophyta; Isochrysidales; Noelaerhabdaceae. The transcript is spliced from 2 exons. The record is from RefSeq and is a predicted model, not a curated record. The annotation marks the transcript as partial.